Messenger RNA from Eruca vesicaria subsp. sativa (arugula), 2046 nucleotides. Lineage: Eukaryota; Viridiplantae; Streptophyta; Magnoliopsida; Brassicales; Brassicaceae. The record is from the annotation of a GenBank genome assembly.
AUGCUAACUUGGGAGAAGAACCCAGUUAGGCUUGCACGCAACACCACCGUGAAGAAAACGCUACCUUUCAUUACAUUCCUCAUCAUCGUAUUAUGUCAGGUCACAAUGGUCAUCUCUAAGGAACAGAAGAAGGUUGUGCCAGGUUCAGACGCAGAUUGCCUCUUGAGAUUCAAAGGCACAUUAACAAAUGCUUCUGUCAUUAGCAGUUGGGAUCCUUCAACCGCUCCUUGUAAGCGAAACUCCCCGAACUGGUUUGGUGUUCUCUGUUUCACCGGCAAUGUUUGGGGUCUACAACUCGAAGAUAUGGAUUUAACCGGGAAGCUAGACCUUGAACCGUUGGCUCCCCUCAAGAAUCUACGAACCUUAAGCUUCAUGAACAACAAUUUCAAUGGUCCAUUGCCAUCCGUCAAGAGACUCGUUUCCUUGAGGUCAUUGUACUUGUCUAACAACUGGUUUACAGGGGAGAUACCUGCGGAUGCGUUUGAUGGUAUGAAUCAUUUAAAGAAGCUUUUGUUGGCUAACAACGCGUUUCGUGGGAAAAUCCCUUCUUCUUUAGCUUCUUUGCCAUUGCUUUUAGAGGUGAAGCUUAAUGGUAAUCAGUUUCAAGGGAACAUACCUGAUUUUAAACAGAAGAAUCUCAAGUUAGCUAGCUUCGAGAACAAUGACCUCGAGGGACCUAUACCCCAAAGCCUACGAGACAUGGAUCCUGGCUCCUUUACAGGGAACAAGGCCUUGUGUGAUCCUCCAUUAGUCUCAUGCUCAGCGGCUUCAUGGUCUAUUCCGGAUCCUCCUCCUCCUAGUUCCACGGAGAAAGACAAGAUCCAAACUAUGUUCACGGUUGCAAUCAUUUUGAUUGUCAUUGGGAUAGUACUACUAAUCAUCUCGCUUGUGGUUUUUCUUCUUCAAAACAGAAGACGGAAGGUCUUGUCGGCUUGUCCAUCUGCGGGACAAGACAGGAUAGACAAGUACCAUUAUGAUCAAUCCGUGCACACGGAGAGAGCUUCGGAGUCUGUUACUAGCUACACUAGUAGGAGAGGAGGAGGAGCAGUACCGGAUCAAGGGAAACUCCUGUUUCUGCAAGAGGACAUUCAAAGAUUCGAUCUUCAAGAUCUUCUGAGAGCUUCUGCUGAAGUUCUUGGGAGUGGUAGCUUUGGUGCUUCUUACAAAGCCGGGAUAAAUAGCGGAAAGACUCUGGUCGUGAAGAGGUAUAAACAUAUGAACAAUGUCGGAAGAGAAGAGUUUCAUGAGCAUAUAAAACGGUUAGGGAGACUGAGUCAUCCGAAUCUGUUGCCUAUUGUGGCUUACUAUUACCGUAGAGAAGAGAAGCUCUUGAUCGCUGAGUUCAUGCCUAACCGUAGCUUGGCAAGACAUCUUCACGCUAAUCAUUCUGUGGAUCAACCUGGAUUGGAUUGGCCAACAAGGCUAAAGAUUAUACAAGGAGUGGCUAAGGGUUUAGGUUACUUGUUCAAGGAGCUACCAACACUGACAAUCCCUCACGGUCAUCUCAAGUCAUCAAAUGUGGUACUUGACGAAUCAUUUGAGCCUCUCUUAACGGACUACGCGCUAAGACCGGUGAUGAACUCAGAGCAGUCUCAUAACCUAAUGAUCGCAUAUAAAUCGCCAGAGUACAGCUUAAAGGGACAAAUAACUAAGAAGACUGAUGUGUGGUGCCUCGGGGUUUUGAUCUUGGAGCUGCUAACGGGUAGGUUUCCCGAGAAUUAUCUAAGACAAGGGUACGAUGCUAACAUGAGCCUUGUAACUUGGGUGAGUAACAUGGUGAAGGAGAAGAAAACGGGUGACGUGUUCGACAAGGAAAUGACUGGGAAAAAGAACUGUAAAGCAGAGAUGCUAAGCCUCUUGAAAAUUGGGUUGAGCUGUUGUGAAGAGGAUGAAGAGAGGAGGAUGGAGAUGAGAGAUGCUGUGGAGAAGAUUGAGAGGUUAAGAGAAGGACAAGAGUUGGAUGGUGAUUUUGCAGGUUCAACGCCCAAUGUCUUUGCUUCUCGGUUAAUAGACGAUGAUGACUUUGGUUUUGCGAUGAAUCGAUGA